Messenger RNA from Calidris pugnax (ruff), 1604 nucleotides. RefSeq names its product 15 kDa selenoprotein (gene SELENOF). Gene Ontology annotation, molecular function: oxidoreductase activity. The record is from RefSeq and is a predicted model, not a curated record. Gene Ontology annotation, cellular component: endoplasmic reticulum lumen. Lineage: Eukaryota; Metazoa; Chordata; Aves; Charadriiformes; Scolopacidae. The transcript is spliced from 5 exons.
UUCCCGUCGUGCCUGACUAAGGCUGGGGAACAGCAUCUCUUCCUGUCCUCGCUGCGAAGCGCUCCUCUAAACGCACUAAAAUAGUUUUGCUGUAGACUUUCCACACAGGUUCCGAGUUAGCUGAUUCUGCUUGUGGUGCCGGGGGUUGGGGCUGAGUCCGCCCUCUCCCGCAUCAGGCAGUGUCUGAGGCACCCGCGACGGCUGAGGUCCUCCAGCAGCCUCCGGGCGACGCUGGCAGGAGCGUUCCGGCACCAAGAUGGCGGCGGCCGCGGAGCUGACUGCCGCGGGGCGCUGCUGGUUCUGGCUGCUGGUGGGGCUGCAGGCGAUAAGUGCGUAUGGAGCACAGUUGUCAUCCGAAGCUUGCAGAGAGCUGGGCUUCUCCAGUAACUUGCUAUGCAGUUCUUGCAACCUUCUUGGACAGUUCAAUCUGAAUCAGUUGGAUCCGUUCUGCAGGCAGUGCUGCCAAGAAGAAGCUCAACUGGAAACUAGAAAGCUUUAUGCAGGAGCUGUCCUGGAGGUAUGUGGAUGAAAAUUGGGAAGGUUCCCUCAAGUCCAGGCUUUUGUCAGGAGUGAUAAGCCAAAACUCUUCAGGGGACUGCAAAUCAAGUAUGUGCGUGGUUCUGACCCUGUACUAAAGCUGCUGGACGACAGUGGGAACAUUGCAGAGGAACUGAGCAUCCUCAAGUGGAAUACAGAUAGUGUGGAAGAAUUUCUAAGUGAAAAAUUAGAACGUCUAUAAAUCAUUGCUUUCAAUCCUUUUUCCUCUUCAUGUUCUGUCAUGGUAAUCUUUUCAGAUGUGGUGUGCUACAACUGAAAACACAUUCUGCUUCUAUAUUAAUUUUAAAAUAUCUGUUGUGCUGUACUAAACAUAUUGUAAUUAGAAAGGGAAGCUUCAGCACACAUCUGACAAGUUGACAAACAGAAUAGCUUGUCUUAAUAUUCAGCUCUUAAUGCAUUUAUCAUUAAUAAAAUGCAUUGUUUUAAAAUUAAUUAUGCAAAUAUCAGCUUGCUGUAAUUGAACCUGUUUUUACAAAUACUCUUAAAACUGAAGAGCUUCAAAUAAUUGAAAUGAUUACCAUGCUUUUUUUUAUCUGCUACUCUUUGUAAGAAAGUCAGAACCAAAUGCAAUGUACUAUCUCCCAAAGAAACUUGACUGCUAAUGCCCUCUUCUUCUUUUGUAUUUGAACUGUCCUUUUUUAUAGAAGCAUCGUUUACAGUUUCUAGUUCACAGGUUUUGAAGCUGAUGGAGUAACUCAUGCUCUGGUACUGUGAAACAUUUAGUAAGUACACUUUAGUGAAGACUACAUAGAAAACCUCUGAGGUAUAUGGAAGUCAGAUGUCAGGUGUGCUUUACAUUAAGUGUUUUGCUUCAGAAAACAUGAGAUAGAAGUCUUCAAAAACCUUUCCUUCUAACUGUCGCAGGUUUAUUGGAAGUGUGUUUAUCAAAUGAAUUUAUAAACUGUUCUUUUAAAAUGUAUAUUUUUCUUUCUCAGUGGAAAUUUAUGCAAACAGGGAAUACAGGCAGUAUGGCAGGUAAUGAGUCAAGUCCAUUAUGACUUGCUGUGUUUUUUCCACUUAAAGUGAAUAAAUAUGGUAAGCAAGAA